AAAGAACCAUGUCAUGGCAUCUUUUCCGACACGUGAUUCUUCUUCUCGUUCUGAUUGGUGGAGUCUCCAGCUGCUCUAACCCAGGGCCCGUAACUCUGAACGACAAGAUCCAAUACUCUGACGUCAUUGUCUCGGGUACUAUCAAAUCCAAAGUACGCGAUGGGGUUUAUUCAAUGGAGGUAGACUGUGUUCUCAAAGACAGUAGGGCAGAUAUUCCUGGCUCUCUCAACAUCACAGGGGUGGAGGAAGAAGAGGGUGGUUUGUGUUUUAUGAGUGAGAUAUCAGUCGGGAAUAAGUAUGUGGUCUUCUUAUCCAGUUUCUAUUCUAUGAGAUACAAAGAACAAGACUUUGGAGAUUACACCGACAUAAUAAAUACAGCUUGUGGUCUUGGAGUUAAAAGAAAGGAACCUGUGGGUGGGUCUACAGGCGUAUGUCAGGAUGUGGUACAUAGAGCUUGUCCUACCACCACCACAGCAGUUCUAACAAGAAGAACAAAGAAGCCAAGGAAAACCACCACCACCACAACUCUCAGAUCCACCACCACCACACUUAGAUCAACCACCACAGUUAACAGAUCAGGAGGUGGCUCUGUGGACAAUGAAUCUAAACCACUGGAUAACAAAAAUGGACUGGGCAAAAUUGACAGUCAAACACAACAGAGGCCCCACACAAGGGGAAUGGGAAGUAAGAAUGGGGACUCAGGCCCAGUAUACAGCACCAUGUUACUCAUAGCUGCCACCGUUUGUUCACUUCUAGACGUCAUGUAAAUAAACUAACAAGUUUAUAUAGGUCGGUGACUUGCUUCUGAUUGACAACAUAAUCAGAUUGAAUAU
This is a messenger RNA of Saccostrea cuccullata (small rock oyster), 833 nucleotides long. RefSeq lists its product as uncharacterized. The record is from RefSeq and is a predicted model, not a curated record. The transcript has 4 exons. The coding region runs from base 9 to 767 and encodes 252 amino acids. Lineage: Eukaryota; Metazoa; Mollusca; Bivalvia; Ostreida; Ostreidae.